CGCCGGCUGACGUGGCGGGGCUGAGACCUGCGGGCCUGCGCGGCGGGUGCGGAAACGCCCGGGGCAGCAAGCGGGCGCGGGUACUGCACCAUGCCGCUGGAACUGGAGCUGUGUCCGGGGCGCUGGGUGGGUGGAAAGCACCCGUGCUUCAUCAUCGCGGAGAUCGGCCAGAACCACCAAGGAGACAUAGAUGUGGCCAAGCGCAUGAUCCGAACUGCCAAGGAGUGUGGGGCCGACUGCGCUAAGUUUCAGAAGAGCGAGUUGGAGUUCAAGUUUAACCGGAAGGCCCUGGAGAGACCGUAUACUUCGAAGCAUUCAUGGGGGAAGACGUACGGGGAGCACAAGCGGCAUCUAGAAUUCAGCCACGACCAGUACAAGGAGCUGCAGAGCUAUGCGCACGAGAUCGGCAUCUUCUUCACUGCCUCUGGCAUGGACGAGAUGGCAGUUGAGUUUCUGCAUGAACUGAAUGUUCCCUUUUUCAAAGUUGGGUCUGGGGACACUAACAAUUUUCCCUACCUGGAAAAGACAGCCAAGAAAGGUCGUCCUAUGGUGAUCUCCAGCGGGAUGCAGUCAAUGGACACCAUGAAGCAAGUCUAUCAGAUCGUGAAGCCGCUGAAUCCCAACUUCUGCUUCCUCCAGUGCACCAGCGCGUACCCACUACAGCCCGAGGAUGCCAACCUGCGUGUCAUCUCGGAAUACCAGAAGCUCUUUCCCGACAUUCCCAUCGGGUAUUCCGGGCACGAAACGGGCAUCGCCAUAUCUGUGGCCGCCGUGGCUCUGGGGGCCAAGGUAUUGGAACGUCACAUAACGUUGGACAAGACCUGGAAGGGGAGUGACCACUCAGCCUCGCUGGAGCCUGGGGAGCUGGCAGAGCUGGUGCGGUCUGUGCGCCUGGUGGAGCGGGCCCUGGGCUCCCCAACCAAGCAGCUGCUGCCCUGUGAGAUGGCCUGCAAUGAGAAGCUUGGCAAGUCUGUGGUAGCCAAAGUGAAAAUCCCAGCAGGCACCAUCCUGACCCUGGACAUGCUCACUGUGAAGGUGGGGGAGCCCAAAGGCUAUCCUCCUGAAGACAUCUUCAACCUAGUGGGCAAAAAGGUGCUGGUCACUAUCGAAGAAGAUGACACGGUCAUGGAGGAAUCCGUGGAAAGUCACAACAAGAAAAUCAAGGCUUAAAAUAAAAGUGCCACUGCGGCUUGUCAGCCACCCUGCGACUGCUGUCCAGUGUGUUGGGUGCAGAGGGGCAGGAAUGUCAGUCUCCAGGCCACCCUGUCGCAGUGGCCACCUGUGUCCAGCCCAUUGGGAAGGAGGAGCCAAUGAGGCUGUUGUGCUUCGGAGCAUCCAGCCAGAGAAGGUGGCCCAGAACACAUGCAGCAACUUUAGGGUCUCCGUGUGGCUCUGUUGACAUCUUGAGCCUUCAAGUUCCCACUCUACAAAGCAACUCCAGGGACCUGAGCUCUCAGUUCCUAUAGAGCACCGAACGGUGGGCAUUAGACUCUGCCUGAGGCCCUGUGGGCAGAGACAAGCUCUCCCGACUCUGUGAGCGAAGGCAGGGACAGAGCAUUCACCCCCUUUGGCAGUGUCACCGCCAGAGGCCUACGGUUCUUAGCAGCCAGUCCCUUUCUCAGAGGCCUGUCCUCAGACAUCAGGUGCACACUAACCCAUGGUACAGUUGGCCAAGGAGAGGCAGCUGUGAGAAGGGGAAUGGGAAGCAGGGAGGAACACGGGUCUGUGAGGGGGUGGCGGGGUGGGGUGUGGAGCUUGUUCAUCUUAGCCACGGGGGAGGUGCAGACAUCAGCCCUGCCGUAAGCACCAGGGUCUUGUCACAUAUGACAGAUUACAAACCAGACAAAGGUGCUAUUGUUUGACUUGCUUAAGGGCAUGAACUCUUACCGAGGUUCACUGUCACAUUCACUUUGUUCUUUGGAAUCAAUGCUGAGAUUAAUCAUUUUGUUCUUUUUAAGUA
This is a messenger RNA of Mus caroli (Ryukyu mouse), 1960 nucleotides long. RefSeq names its product N-acetylneuraminate synthase (gene Nans). Lineage: Eukaryota; Metazoa; Chordata; Mammalia; Rodentia; Muridae. Gene Ontology annotation, molecular function: N-acylneuraminate-9-phosphate synthase activity. The record is from RefSeq and is a predicted model, not a curated record. Gene Ontology annotation, biological process: carbohydrate biosynthetic process.